CGAAAAUGGCGUCUCGUAGUUUAGUUAGUUCAACAAAAAUGUUUAAACACAUAGAAAUAAGCCGGUGUUUUAAAUACUCUUUGUUAAUAAGUGAUAACUUUUAUAAUAAUAAUAUAAUACAAUUACGACGGUGGUCAAAAUGUAAUCGGCGAUUUUGUACCAGCACGAAUUUAAACGAAAAAGAUAAAGAUAAGAUUAGGAAGGAUAAGAAUAAUAAAGAAACUAGUUCAACGUCUUCUUUACAACAAAUUUCAUCACACAGUCAUGAAAAUAAAUCUAAGUUUAUUGAAAAUGUUAUUUCAAAAGAUUUAACCGUAGAACAACCAUUUGACAAGGAUAAAAGUCAAAAAGAAGUGAGUAUAACAUAUUACCGUGGGCUACCUCAAAUAACAAUACCGCUGCCAAGUCGUAAAGAACGAUGUAGAUUUACAUUACGACCAAUAUCAAAUACAGUUGGCGAUUUCCGUGAAAUGAUAAAGAAUGAAGAUAAAGGUAUUGAUCGUGUUACAAUACAAUCAAAAGAAGGUAUUCGAAUAGCUGCAUCAAAUACAAUUGAAAGUUUAUUAGAAGAUGAUUUUUUUAUACUUAUAAAUGAUAAUUUAUAUUUUGUAAAUACACCGGCACAAGAACGACUUACACAAGAAGAAAUUCGAAGACUAAGUGAUGUUAAAAAUUUAGUUCAUCAACUUUAUGAAGCUUUAAAUGUAGAAGAACACCAAAUUCAGAAAGAGCGAGAAUUACAUAAAACAUUAGAACAAUUAAAAUGUGAAAUUGAACCAAUGGAACUCAAACGUCAAGAAUUAGAAGUUGUUGCUCAAAGAAGAACGAAUGUAUUAACGUGGCUGGGGUUAGGUUUAAUGUCCGUGCAAUUUGGUAUACUUGCAAGAUUAACCUGGUGGGAAUAUUCAUGGGAUAUUAUGGAACCUGUAACAUAUUUUGUAACAUAUGGUACUGCAAUGGCUGGUUACGCAUAUUUUGUGUUAACGAAACAAGAAUACAUUUUACCAGAAGUAAAAGAUCGUCAACAUUUAUUAACGUUACAUAAAAAAGCGAAAAAAUUAGGUUUGGAUUUAAAUCAAUACAAUUCGUUAAAGGAUAGAAUACGUUGGAUUGAAAAAGAUUUACGUCGACUACGUGAUCCAUUGACAAUGAAAUUACCACCAACUUAUACAGUUCAAUUUCAAGACUCAUUUAAAAAAGAGACAACCAUGGAUAAAUUAAAAAAAUUCGUUACAUUAAAAUCAAAAUAA
Molecule: messenger RNA, 1250 nt
Organism: Chrysoperla carnea
Lineage: Eukaryota; Metazoa; Arthropoda; Insecta; Neuroptera; Chrysopidae
Gene: MCU
Product: calcium uniporter protein, mitochondrial
Exons: 6
Coding region: 6-1250 (414 amino acids)
Biological process (GO): mitochondrial calcium ion homeostasis; calcium import into the mitochondrion
Cellular component (GO): mitochondrial inner membrane; uniplex complex
Molecular function (GO): calcium channel activity; uniporter activity
Source: RefSeq, a predicted model, not a curated record